UUUUGGCAGACGAUAUCGGCCGUGUCUUUAUUUACCGUACAUAACCUGUGCACUUAUAUCUAUCGCCCUACCCCCGGGCCAUUAAACUUUUUCUACAUACGUGUACCUGAACAACAUCAAGUGUUUUGAGAAAAACGUGUCUACAUGUGUGUGCUAUGGGAUGAUAUUGUGUUUCAGACUCAUGGAUACAUACGCGACCUGUCAUUGUUCAAUACAUCUUAUUCUCCUCGUGUCCUGGGCGGGAUAUGCUUCAGGGGGCCUUUGUUGGGCCAACAUUUCACCGUCCAAUUCUUGCAGUACCUUGUACAGAGCCAAUAUUACCCGAGAGGACUGCUGUCGGACUUUCUCCCCCUCCAUAGGCUGGUCCCCAUCUGAUCUUCUCACCAACGGACAGGUGUUUUAUUGGAAGGCACUAAUGAAGAGCGUGUCACACUGCCAACGUUGCCAUAAUAGUUGUGCCAACAUCCGAUGUGCCCCGGGUCGUGUUUGCCGGAUGCGGAAGGGGGUACCUAAGUGCGUGUGUAGGCCCCGAUGUACGAACGAAAUGCGGAAGCGUGGUUCCUUGUGUGGAACUGAUAGUGUCAACUACAAGAACUAUUGUCACAUGCUCAAAAGAAAUUGCAGAAAGAACCAACAGACACACGUUGCCUACUUUGGCAAGUGUAAACGUGCAUGUAAGAGAGUUAAAUGUUUAACCGGAACUCAGUGCCUGGAGGACCAAAACGGACUUCCCCACUGUGUGCGAUGCCGGUCAGUGUGUCCGGCAGUGACAAAUCCCAAUUACGUGUGUGGGGAUGACCAGGUGUCUUACCCUAGCGUCUGUCACGUGAGGGCCUCUAUAUGUAGCCGACAGACACCGAUACGUAUCACAGUCGUCAGAAAAAGAGAUUUUAACAGAACAUGUAAGAAAUGUAGAAGGAAAAAGAGAAGAAAACAUAGACGAAAACAGCGACGAUAUAAAACCAGCAUAGGAUAUUAUAAAGUAAAUGUUUACAAUCCACAAAAAUCCGGGAAAUCAGAACAGAUCCUGAAACUGCAAAUCAUUUCUGAUGCGAACAGUUUGUCACGAGAUGUCAGUUGACCCGAUUUCUGAACGAAUGACAAUAGAGAGGUCAAAACGUGCAUUCCCAACAAGAACUUUAUUAUCCAGAGAUGUAUGAUGUUAUAGCGUUGGUCUUCCCAGUUACAGUGACGAUAAGGCCUAAGGAUGAAGGAGUGACGUCACAAGAAAUGAAAGACUAGGUCGAGGCUUCCAGGAAGCAAAAGUUGCAAAGAUUGUGAUGUCAGCAGCGGUUUAUUUUCAAAGCUGUCGAUAAUUUAAUGUUCUUUAUUUUGAUAUUAUUAGCACCACAACCCCAUAAUUUUAUUUAACUUUCAUCAUAACAUCUUGUGAUCGAUAAGCCAUAAUUGGUUUAUUUAUAAAUGUGUAUCAUCAUAACACUGCCAUAUUGUCAUUAUUACAUUGUAUCAUCGUCAUCAGACGUUUACUCAAAGGUGUCUCCAAUGUCACGUGACCGGCUCAGUUAGUGUUGUGUUAAUUCAGUAAGUUGUCGUGUUGCGUGAGUUGUGCGAGGUAGAUUUGGGCCUGUCCACAUUAUAGUACAGUGUAGGUGACAAGUGGUGAUUUGGCCUGGAAUAGUUUUUGUGAGAUAGUAAACACAUUUAACACAGCACUCACAUUGGGAAUGUUACCAAACUAGGUCACUAGAAUAACUUAGCCUGUAUCAAUAAGACUGCGCAUGCUGUCUGUCAUUGGAUGUAAGCAAUAAAACCACGACAUUAGACAUGUCAAUUAUGCGUGUGCCUUUCUGCUCUGUACAAGAUAGCCAUGGUUUUUCUUGGCUUCGACACGUUUUCAGGAUCAGAUAAUAUAAAGAAAACCAGUUUGUCACUUAGGAACGUGAUAAAAACGUCUGCAACAAGUGCGUCUGAGACGUACUGCCAACAGCCACAAGGACCAAACGAGGACAGAUAAACGGAAACUGGUUAGUCAGCACACAGCAAAUGAAGCCAAUCUGUUUCUGUACAUACUUUCAAUAUUGAAUAGACCACAAGAAAAGUUCGGGAACAGAAUCCAUCAAUAACCUUAAGUGUAGAUAAACACGUACUAGUAUAGACUAAUACUUAUGUGAAUGCAGAUGGUUGGUUAGGGGAUUAGUUGGUUGGUUACAAGUUUUUCGUCUUCUUGAGGAUGCAGAGAUUUAGUGAAUUAUCAGGAAUUGAAAAUCAAAGUUUGUCAUGCGCUGAUAUAAUGUGAGGACGACUUUUAGAAAAAACGUAAUUUGUGGUGUGUGAUGUGUCGUGCGCUUUGUGAGAACGAUAGAGCGUGACGUAUUUUGUGUUAGAUCGGUAGAGCGUGACGUAUUUUGUGUCAUUGUUCUGUCGUGUAUCCAGUAAUUUCGGUAGAGCAUGACGUAUAUUGUGUCAUUGUUCUGUCGUGUAUCCAGUAAGAUUGGUAGAGGGUGACGUAUUUUGGGUCAUUGUUCUGUCGUGUAUCCAGUAAGUUCAGUAGAGCGUGACGUAUUUUGUGUUAUUGUUCUGUCGUGUAUCCAGUAAGUUCAGUAGAGCUUGGCGUAUUUUGUAUCAUUGUUCUGUCGUGUAUCCAGUAAGUCCAGUAGAGCGUGACGUAUUUUGUGUCAUUGUCCUGUUGCGUAUUCAGUAAGUUGGGUAAAACACAAGAAAUAUUUUGUGUAAUUUGUCGUAUUUGAAAUAACUGUGGGACGUAAAUGCCGUUUAAAGUCAGUAGAGUGUGAUACUUUUGUGAAGCGUGACGCGUAUUUAGUGUAUGACCAGUAACGGCGUCUUUUGUCCUUACUUCUUAAUGAGAAUAUUUGUAUCCAGAAAUCGACUUCCUUAGGAGGCAAGGCAAUUCAUUAUAUCAUAGUCAUAUUACUAAUUUUAUUUCUGUUUCAUUAAAAGCAACAUUAUGAAAA
Ylistrum balloti is the source of this 2933-nucleotide messenger RNA. RefSeq names its product follistatin-like. Gene Ontology annotation, biological process: anatomical structure development. The record is from RefSeq and is a predicted model, not a curated record. Lineage: Eukaryota; Metazoa; Mollusca; Bivalvia; Pectinida; Pectinidae. Bases 161 to 1081 code for a protein of 306 amino acids. Gene Ontology annotation, molecular function: extracellular matrix binding; protein binding; calcium ion binding. The transcript has 6 exons.